Molecule: messenger RNA, 4298 nt
Organism: Chelmon rostratus (copperband butterflyfish)
Lineage: Eukaryota; Metazoa; Chordata; Actinopteri; Chaetodontiformes; Chaetodontidae
Gene: mboat7
Product: membrane bound O-acyltransferase domain containing 7
Exons: 9
Coding region: 128-1555 (475 amino acids)
Biological process (GO): phosphatidylinositol biosynthetic process; lipid modification
Cellular component (GO): membrane; mitochondria-associated endoplasmic reticulum membrane contact site
Molecular function (GO): lysophospholipid acyltransferase activity
Source: RefSeq, a predicted model, not a curated record
GUCGUUUUCAUCAACUAGGAAGUAAAUUCGUUCUGUGCUACCGUUAGUGAUGUGAAUGGGUGGUGUGUGCAGGCUCUAACGGAGACCGGACGAAUUAAACUGGCUAUUUAACACGUUAUAAGUAGCGAUGUCUCCUGAUGAGCUGGUGUACUUGGGAGUUCUCGCUGUCUCCAUCCCUGUUGGAUUCCUCUUCCGUUACCUCAGUCCUCCUGUGAAGCAGGGGGCAGCUCUUCUUCUGGGCCUGUCCAUCACCAUCGCCACCUGUCACAUCCACACACUCCACUCUCUGGUGACGGUGAUUGGAACAUGGAUUAUUAUAAAGAGCAGCUGGCGGCAUGCCCCAGCACUGACUCUCAGCUGGACCUUUCUCUACCUCCUCUUCUUCCGGCUGGUCACGUGGUUCGGUCUGCCACCACCGACACCUUUUGCCAAUGCCGUCCAGCUACUUCUCACUCUCAAGAUGGUGAGUCUAGCCAAUGAGGUGCAAAGCUUCCACAUAGAGAAGAAAAAGGAAGUGAGCUCUUUUGCCAAGUCUCCUGUCAUUGGGGGUCUGUGUCAGGAGCCCUCUGUCUACGAUGUUCUGUCCUAUAGCUACUGUUAUGUCGGUAUAAUGACCGGCCCGUUCUUUCGCUUCCAAACAUACGUUGACUGGCUGAAGCAGCCGAGCCCACAGGCCCUGCCUGGCUUGGUGCCGUGCCUGGAGCGCUUGAAGCUGGUUCCCGUCUACGGCGCUCUGUUCCUGGCUGUCAACUCUGUCUUUCCGCUGGCCUACGUUCGCACAGAGGAGUUCGUGGAUGAAAACUUUUUCUUUCGGUUGAUCUACAUGAUAGCAGUAUUCUUCGUGUUUAGGAUGCGUUUCUAUGCAGCCUGGUGUGGAGCUGAGGCUGGCUGUAUCAGUGCCGGUCUGGGCUGCUAUCCAGAGAAGGCUCUGUGCAAACCUGGAGGAGGACCCACUGUCGACUACAGUCCUGAUCCUACCACUGAAGAGAAAUACGACUUCAGAACCAUCCAGAACAUCGACUGCUACAACACUGACUUCUGUGUGAAGGUCCGACAUGGCAUGCGCUACUGGAACAUGACGGUGCAGUGGUGGCUGCAUCACUACAUCUACCCCAAUUCCCCCUUCAAAGCCUACACUCUCAGGGCUGGCUGGACCAUGCUCAUCAGUGCCUACUGGCACGGACUGCACGCUGGCUACUACCUCUCCUUCCUCACCAUCCCUCUGUGCAUCGCUGCCGAGUCCGCCAUGGAGGCCUCUGUCCGAGCUAAGCUGGGUCCUCGUGGACAGAAUAUCUUCGACUGGGUUCACUGGUUCCUGAAGAUGAGGGCCUACGACUACAUGUGCAUGGGCUUCGUGCUGCUGAAGGCCUCUGACACCAUCAACUACUGGACGUCCAUCUACUUUAUCAUGCACAUACUCGCCGUUUGCUGCAUAGUAAUCGGCAGGGUACUGAAGGGAGGGAAAAGGGAAGGGAGGAGAGGCGACAAGGAGGAGAAAAGAGAGGAAGAGAAGACGGAGAACAUGAAAGAGAAAACUGGAGAAAAAACUGACUGAAUGGAGGUACGGAAAAGAACUGGUCAGAUACUCUUUUGGAACAUGAGGACGAGUUACUUCAAGACCAGAUUUUCCAACACUGAUCUCUAAUCUUUGUCGCAACAAACAGGUCCAAUAAGAGUUCUUGUGGGAAAAUGUAAAAGUUAAACACGAUCUAAUUAACAAUUCUGUAAAUCAGACAAAAAUAUGAAAUAUAAAAUACAGUUAAAACGGACUCGUACGUGUACAUAAAAGUACUGUGAACACCGGGGGAGGAAUGUUUGAGCUCAGUGAAUGUCACUUUUAUAGUGUGAUUGGCAACUGGGGUGUAAGAAGUCUCUGCGUCUGCCUGUACAGUAUGUGUGCUUUUAUCUCAAGACAGUAUGCCCAGUUUUAGUUGUUUAAGUGAACUACAUCACGUCAAGAGGCUGCUUUAGAAGCAGGUAGCAGGGCGGGUCAACAAUAAACCCUCAUAAUGAUCUCAUCAAUCAUAAAAAGAGAAGCACACUGAAUGUGACUGAAUUGACACACCACGAGUUCCCAUAAGCAACAAAGCAGAAGCCCUUAGUAUUAUGUUUCAGGAUGCUCAUACUGGAAUACAGAAUGAAUAGAUUGUGAUGGGAAAACAUCAUGAGGGUGUCAGCUGUCUUGAUAACACCAGUCCCAUGUUUGUGUGAGCGGUUCCGCAUUUAUUUAUUUUCACAGAACAAAGUCAUUCUGCUGCCAAUUAGCAUCUUAAAUCUGCACCUUGCUUCUUUUUGACUACAAGGAUUGGUCUAAAUAUUUCUGUUUUUGUGAUAGUUAAAUAUAAAGAUUGCACUGUAAAACUAAACGUGUAGCACUUAGCAGACGUUAUUUCUGUAAGGCAGAAUCACAAGCAUCAUGCAUGGUGCAUGCUGAAAUUCAGACUGGUUUACGUUUAAAUGAGCAAAACGAGGUGCUGCCUAAUUGCAUUCUUUAAUUGGUUUAGAAGUAGUUUCAAAUAACCUCAAGUACUUGCAGCAUUAUAACAUUCCUCAUUUUAUUUGAACAUUUCUGUGUUUACUCUCUCAAAUCCAAAAUGUUCCUCUCUUUUGAACAUUGUUUCUUUUCUCCUUACGUUUGUUCUGCCUGUAUGCAACUCAGAUCACAUCAGGAACAUUAAGCACUGACAUCUCGUCUGUUGUAUAUGUGAACGAUAUCACUGCCAAAAUGUCUGUACUGCCAUCAUGGGCCAUUCAGGGUUGGGACCAAACAUUUGAUACAAACAGUCAGAAGUUUCACAUCGUAACUACAAGCUGCCAACAUUAAGUCAUGAAUAACAGCACAGCUGGAGCUGGACGAUACGGCUGAAAUCAUUGUCACCAUGUUGAUUAUUUUCCAGUACAAAUGUAUUGUGAUAUAUGUCACGGUAUGAAAAAUGGUUAACACUUUAUUUUAAUGUUCACAUAUUCAUUACCUAGUUGCUUCUUAGCAUGCAUAUUUGGAGCACAUUGGUUCUUCAUCAGUCAUUAUAAAGCAUUUGAUGCCUUUUUCUGCAUGACUGUAUUCUUCAUAUGUUAGCCUAAAGAGCUUUCCCUCAAUUAGUGCUUGUUGAUAGUAAGUAAGGAAUUUGUUUUACAUGAAUUAUGAGCUUAAUAACCUAACCCUAACCUGCAGAAUAAGGCUUUGGUAAGUGCUUUAUAAUGACUAAUUAAGAGCCAAUAUGCUAAUAGUAUGCAUGCUAAAAUGCAGCUAGUUGAUAGUGAAUAUAUACGACGUCAUAUAUGAAAUAAUCAAACUGAUGUUCAAAGUAAUAAAAUGUCCCAAUGUUAACGUAUGUAUAAUGUGUGACCUAAUAUACAUGCAAUAUGUGUAAAACAAGAACCUCAAUAAUGAUUUUUGUUGUUUUUAAACCUUUAUUCAGACAGCAGAACUGUUUGGAAGGAUCACAUUAUAUGAUCAGAUCUCCACAAUACGCUUCUGACUGAAUGCUGAUAAGUGAUAACAUUGAGUUAUCGUCCAGUCCUGGGCACAGUAAACCGAGUAUUAGUUGGAAAAUGUGUGGAGAAUUUGCUCACUCAUCCACUGUAUCUGCCCCAUAAGAGUGAGACUGACAGCAGCAUUAACAGGUCUUAUCUCCCAUUGUGUUUUAUUCUCCAAAUGCUACUUGGAAAUGCGCUAAUUUGAAUCACAAAUUGAUUUUGUGUUAUGCCUCUACUGUUUACCCUCUCUGUGCCAAAGCUCAACCCUUUGGUUCCUCUUUUUUUUUCUGCACAGUGAUGAUUGUGAUGGUCCCAGUCCUUCUGUUGCCCGCUCGUCUCCGGAGUAUUUAUUUUUCAGCCUUUUGUCUGUGUUUGCCUGCACACACUGCACGCACUCCCUGCCUGUAACAGUGUUGUUUGUGGAAUAUAUACCAGCAUUUCCUCAUCAAUGUUACUCACUUGCCUUUUCCUUUUUUUUAAGUCUUCUUAAAGUCUUAAUUUUGAGGCUCAUAAUUACUUUGUGUAAGUCAUUAAGAUGAAGCCUAUAAAAAAAGGCUUUUAUACAUCACAUUUUUUCAGUUGUCAGACUGGGAAAUCAUUAACUUUUUGGCAGUAGUGAGCACAAACACUCCUGCUGAGUUAGGUCACAACAGUGUGUUUCAGUUGAGUUAAAAGCCUGUACAUGUGUGUAGUGAACUACACCCCUUUGAUAAAACAAAUGUGUUGUGGCUUGUGAAUUCAUAUUAACUUGUACACUUUUAUAUGCUUUAUAAUUUGUUCCUUUUACUGCCCAAUUAAAAUUCACCAAAAUCGUUUCUCCA